Gadus morhua (Atlantic cod) is the source of this 3172-nucleotide messenger RNA. RefSeq names its product calcium/calmodulin-dependent protein kinase kinase 2. Gene Ontology annotation, molecular function: protein serine/threonine kinase activity; ATP binding. The transcript has 17 exons. Gene Ontology annotation, biological process: protein phosphorylation; CAMKK-AMPK signaling cascade. NCBI's taxonomy places the organism in Eukaryota, Metazoa, Chordata, Actinopteri, Gadiformes, Gadidae. The record is from RefSeq and is a predicted model, not a curated record. Bases 359 to 2092 code for a protein of 577 amino acids.
ACUCCCUCUGGCCUUUCGUUAUAUUCAGAACCCAGCGGGCUAUCCGAGUUCGAGACUCCAAGUCUUUCUGUUCAGAAUUUUGUUGUGGAAUUGGCUUUAAAAGCGGCGUGCCGUAACUACAUCGCUACGAAGGCGCGUCUCUGCUGAUUGGUCCAUCAGCACAGAGUUGGAGGUAUCCCUCAAGAACGAACAGCCUGCUAGCUACAAGCUACUGCACCGAUACUGUCGAUACAUCCUCGCUUGGAAAAAUACUCAAUACCUCUACUGUGGGUCUACAUGAUAAGGUCCUUCGCCCUGUCCCCCGCGGCCGCCCUUGCUGAUGGAGCAGAGCUCCCACACCUCGGGCUAACGGAGCACCAUGUUCCCCUGCCACACGUCCUCCUGGUCCUCCACCCAGCAUCCGGUGCCCUGCGGCCCCAGCCAGCCCCCUCCACCAGCCCAGCAGACCCAGACUCAGCCCCUGCCUGACCUGCUGUGCAGCUGCCCGGCGCCCGCCCUGACCGCCGUGCUCCCCGCGUGCCCUCCGGCCAACUCCGACCCCAUGGAGUCCCUGAUCGUCAUCACGGAGUACGAGCCCAGCCUGCCGGACCCCCACAGCGGGGACGAGGAGGUGGAGGACAUGGACAGUUCCGAGACCCCCGACCCCGCCCGGCCGCUGCUGGCCCCUGAAUCCUGCGACCUCCUGCUGUCCCACAGCGUGGGGGGGGCGCUGCUGGCUGCACCGCCCAGGGGACGGCUCAACAUGUCGGACAGGAAGCUGUCCCUCCAGGAGCGCUCGCCGACCGCCACCUCCCCCUGCGGCUCCCCGGGCCUCGACGGACGCUACAUCUACCCCUCGCUGCCCUACUCCCCCGUCACCUCCCCCCACUCCUCCCCACGGCUCCCCCGCCGGCCCACCGUGGAGUCCCACCGCGUCUCCAUCACAGACCUCCAGGACUGUGUUCAACUCAACCAGUACAAGCUGAAAGACGAGAUCGGAAAGGGUUCCUAUGGUGUUGUCAAGCUGGCCUACAAUGAAGAUGACAACACGUACUAUGCGAUGAAAGUGCUGUCCAAGAAGAAGCUGAUGAGACAGGCGGGGUUCCCACGAAGACCUCCGCCGCGAGGAGCUAAAAUCCCAGAGGGCAUGCCUCAACCCAAAGGACCCCUGGAGAGGGUAUACCAGGAGAUUGCCAUCCUUAAAAAGCUCGACCAUCCCAACGUGGUCAAGCUUGUGGAGGUUUUGGAUGACCCUAGUGAGGACCAUCUGUACAUGGUGUUUGAGCUGGUGAAGAAAGGGGCUGUGAUGGAAGUUCCGGCUGAAAAGCCUUUCAACGAGGACCAAGCCCGCUUCUACUUCAAGGACCUUCUCAGGGGAAUGGAGUUCUUGCAUUACCAGAAGAUCAUCCACCGAGACAUCAAGCCGUCCAACCUGCUGGUGGGGGAGGAUGGCCACAUCAAGAUCGCUGACUUCGGGGUCAGUAACCAGUUCGAGGGGGCUGAUGCUCUGCUGACAAGCACGGUUGGGACGCCCGCCUUCCUCGCCCCUGAGACCCUAUCGGAGACCAGGAAGAACUUCUCUGGCAAGGCGCUGGACAUCUGGGCCAUGGGAGUGACUCUUUAUUGUUUCCUCUUUGGAGUGUGUCCAUUCAUGGAUGAGCGCAUCCUGAGUCUUCACCAGAAGAUAAAGAGCCAGCCGGUGGAGCUGCCACCGCACGCGGAGAUAUCGGAGGACGUGAAGGACCUCCUCCUGAAGAUGCUGGACAAGAACCCAGAGUCCAGGAUCUCCGUCCCCCAGAUCAAGGUGCACCCGUGGGUGACCAGGCAGGGUGCAGAGCCACUGCCGCUGGACGACGACCACUGCUGCCUGCUGAUCGAGGUGACGGAGGAGGAGGUGGAGAACUCGGUGAAGCACAUCCCCAGUCUGGCCACGGUGAUACUGGUGCGGACCAUGCUGAGGAAGCGGUCCUUCGGGAACCCCUUCGACUGGGGCCGCAGGGAGGACCGCGGGAGCCAGAACGCCCCGGCCCCCGUGCUGUCGAAACAGGGGAGCGCGGAUGGUGUGAUGAGUAUGGACCUGCCCUUCGUAGGCCAGGACGUGGCACUCUCCUGAGGCUCUGAGGAGGCGUUUCCCCCUUCCCCCUUCCUGCAGACUACAGCACCACCAAGCACCCCUUUUUACUUCACGCUCACCAACCCACGGAACGGCUCCUCUUCGGGCUGGAGAACGCCAUCUGACGGGGACCACAGCGGUAGGGGCGAGAGUUACACAGUUUCAGAUUUAACAGCUGGAACCUAUUGUGAGUCCGAUUUUUCUUUAAAGGUUGAGGUUGGAUUCCCUUUUUGUCUUUUGGAGGAAUUCCGACGAGGAACUUGUGGCCCUCUUCCCUCUGCUUUCUCUCUCCCUCCUCGCUCUCUCUCUCUCUUACUGCAUGCCCCUGUAGCCCCCCCCCCCCCCCCCCCCACCCGGUUGGUUUCAGCCGUUCUGUGGUCGUGUUUGUAUUAUAGAUCCGCACCACUCGUGGAUGGCUCCAUUUCGUGAUCUUUAACCUCAAACGCCGCCCUCUGUGGUGCUUUUUUCUUUCUUCGCUUUUUUUUUUUACAGUAGGAGAAAUACAGCAACCACACAAAUCUCUUCCCGUUGUAACGAAAGACUAAGCCCAGGUUUACUGACAGUGAUUGUCUGUCCGAUCCACCGUCUCCUACUGACUGCCGUUCUGGCCGGGUUUUGUGAAAUAUAUAUGUUGAGGGAGGUGUGAAGGAAUUGUACAGUUUAUUGAAUUUAAGUGAUGGUAGGCCUCCGUUUACUUAACUAGUAUUAUCUGAACGUUUAUAGUUGCAGAGUUACCGAAGUAGUUGAUAUUUUUUGAUGAUCUUCUUAAUAAGCUUGUUGAAGACUCUCACAGUUCAAAUAAACACAUGGAUCUAUUUCUAAAUACAGACUUUGCUAGUCACCAUGGCAGCAUAGCAUACCAAGUAAGAUUCCCCCUUUCCUCAAUUUGUUCUGAGUUCUGAUUAACCCGACUUAGAACCACCUCAAGACAAACUAAUGUCCAGACAAUUAUGUGAUCAACUGAACCUGUGUUUAACUUGCAGUACAAUUAAUGAGUUAUCAUCUUCAAUUCAGAAUUAACAUCAGAUUAUACCAAAAAACCUAUAAUUUGCAAACGCAACCAACAUCCAAGAUUUGGCA